AUACAGAAUUUUCCCACAAUGGAGGAUCUCUUUCUGUUCCUGAAGCAGAUGUACGAUGAGGUACUGCUAGGACUCCCGUUGGCAAAAGAUAGUCACAGUUAUGCAGUUCUUCUCGAUCCACUUGUUCCGUCCCGACGUUUGUCGGCAGAGACCAGUGAGUCUCGUAUGGAAAAGCAUCCGUCUUCUUUUGAUGGUCCGUGCACUGGGGAUGCUUCUACUCUGGAUUCUCUGCCCCUCGAGAGAAAAUCUGAACCUGGCGCAACUGAAAACGUGAACUAUCGGCGGGAAACAACGCUGCUUCAGUUAACCUUGAUCGAGAUGGUGCUCACCAAUGUGCGGCACCCAGGGAUGGAAGCGAGAACAAAACAGAAAUAUCUCGACGUUGUUAGGAUUCUUCUGAAAGAAGCAAGCAUUGACUUGAAAUUAGUUUUCUUGUUACGCACUUCUGAUCAACUGGUGUCUCACAUGGCUUGUAAAAGUUUGGUCUUGCUGGUACAUUUUCAGUUAAGAGAAGAGGGUUCGUUGAACAGCUCCUGGCUCGCGUUUUGCUCAGAGACUUUGUCGGCAUUCCCCAGCAGCUGCUGGACAGCCGAAUGCCUGUGGACUCUUACAAACACUGUCCGGGAAAUCUUGAAGGAUGAAAGUUUGGCCGCAGGAGGGGGACUCGCGAAGCUUUUUUCUCCGCUGGAUGGUAUCCUGGAAGGCUUUUACCGCCUCAUCUUGUCUCAGGCGCCUGAUCUUCCCGAGGGUGCUCCGGCCUCUGCAAAAUGCACGAAUGCCCUGAGCAGUUUUCUCGAUCUUCUUGAACUGCUCGUGGCCUCGAGGAGCCGAACGGCGGCCAGCUUUGCCUGCCAAAGGAUGCUCUUUUCGAACACGGCUUAUGUGUUGGGCCUCACCGCCUCCCCUGUGCCCGGUUUCAUCAAAAAGAAAUCUGUUGUGCUGCUGAAAAGAUGCAUUCUCUGCAAAGCUGGCGAAGACCUAGUAACGGGGAAGGCGUCCCCUUCGUCCCACCGAGACCCUCAUUUGGACGAGGAUAGAUGCGUCUUCUCCAGCGCCGUUCUGCAGUUUGUGAAUUCCGGAUGGCUGAACCGAUUGUCGGUUGGCGAAAAGAUUGCCCACUUUGGAGGCAGCCGAGUUAGGCCCAAUUUGGAUAUCUGUCGUGGUCCUGACGAAGUGUUCCUCAGAGCCUUAAGCCUGGUUCUGCUUAAAGCUUUAGAGAUCAGGGUCCGGAAGUCUACUUCUGAACGUGAAGCCCAAGUGCUUUUGGAGAGUGUCAUGUGCCCCUUGCUAUCCUUCUUAAAGGACCACCUGAGAUCUUCUCCUUGUGUCCGCCCAUUUGUCCACCCCUGCACGUGGCUCUCCAAGCUCUUCAUAGAACAAGACGACGACAUGUUUGAGGCCGCCAAAGCCUUAUUAAGCAUCCAUUUGCAGCUGAAGAGGUUCGGGCUUGAAGAUGCAUUUCCUCCUUGCCUCUCAGCGGACCAAACUCAGGAUGCAUCGGCGCACAGGAACGGCUCCAAUCCCCACUGCGUCUUCUUCUUUCUCUUGCAAAGCAUCGCGUUUGACUCCACCGUUCUUCUCGACUUCUUGAUAUCAUCGGAAACCUGCUUUCUGGAGUACCUGGUAAGGUACUUAAAACUUCUGAUAGAAGACUGGCGCCAUUUUGCCAAUGCCUCCGAAGGCCUCAAGCCCAUGACCAGUGGAGAUCCGAGCUUUUCCUUGAAGGACCCGUCCUGUCAAGAGAAGGACGGCUGCCAGUCACGGCAGUUUGACGACCGAGCUGUAAAACCCGACAAGUCCAGCUGUUUGAGAGGGUCCGAUAACACGUCUUCACCGGGGGGCGUUCAAAGGCUGGUUGUUUAUGAAAGUUCAGAAGACUCUGAAAUAGAAGAGGAGUGUUUGGCAGACAGGACGCAGACACCGUCGAACAUUCAAGCCUGCUCAGAUGUGUCCGCCUCUACGGGGGUCCUGGCAGAAACCUCAGAACCUGUCGCGUCCCCUCCAGAUCAUGGAGAUUUGACCGCUUUGCCCCCCUCUCAGCGCCAGGUAUCCCCAGGUGACCCCAUAUUGGCCGAAGGAACUCUCCGGAAAAUGGUGGUGUGUUUGCGAGCACUGCGAGAAUCCAUUUCUAGGCUGCACAGAAGGAAUCUCUUCCCGUACAACCCAGCCGCUCUUCUGAAGCUGCUGACUCGCGUUGACGCAAUCGGUGGAGCGUGCAGUUCUUCUCCUAGCCCUCAAAGUCUAGAGACGCACCAGGCCUGA
This is a messenger RNA of Euleptes europaea (tarantolino), 2262 nucleotides long. RefSeq names its product lines homolog 1 (gene LINS1). Lineage: Eukaryota; Metazoa; Chordata; Lepidosauria; Squamata; Sphaerodactylidae. The coding region runs from base 19 to 2262 and encodes 747 amino acids. The transcript has 6 exons. The record is from RefSeq and is a predicted model, not a curated record.